AUGCCCGCUGUUCCAAGCGAGGACCAACAUGAGCGACAUGAAGCAUCUCAGACGCAGAUGCUCAAGGAUCGUCGCUUCAAGCUCAACAGGCGCACAAGUACCCUCGAGGAACGUAUGGCCCAGCUCGAGGCCCUGAUUCAGUCCAUGCCGGCGAAUAUCUUUCAGACGACGCAGAAAUCCGACCAGCCGCCUCCGUCAGCGACAAGCGAGCGUUCGUCCGUCUCAUUUCCGGCUAUUGCACCGUUUCCUACUAUGGGCGUAUUACCCCCGGGCUUUUCGACUUCAAAGCUCACAAAUCCAGCGACCCAUUUCGUCCCUCCACCAUCAGCGACGGACAAUAUCACCACCAACAUGGCCAACGUCACGCUGUCCCCCACCUAUCUCUACUGGGACGACGAGGGCUUUACGCGCUGGCAAGGUGCAUCGUCUGGGCUGCCACUCCUCGACUCGCUCGUCGAACGCAGUUUGCCGGCCCAAUCCGGAGACGCUACAGCUACCAAGGCAAACUUUUCCGAACAAAAGGCACCAGAUGGUUCCAUGACUGCGGCACCAAACUACUUCCCAGAUCGCCUCUCAAACGGCACGGUGACGGCCUCUAUCCCCCCAGAUCUGAUGGAUGGACUCGUCCAGUCCUACUUGUCGACAACGUUUUACCUCAUGCCGUUCUUGCACAUCCCUACCUUUUUGCACGACUAUAGCAAUCCGACAAAAUGGGGCGAACCCGGUUUCGUCUCGUUUGUCACGGCAGUGUGCUGCCUCGCGUCUCGCCAUGUCGAUGACAAGCGUGUUCGCGAGGACGCCAAUGAUCCUUUUUCGAGCGGAACGCAUUGGUUCGGCUUGUUCAACAAACUCCGUGCAUUGCCAGCUGCGGAUCGUCCGACGCUCUACACCGUCCAAGCCGUUCUCGUCGCUGCAGUCUAUGCAGUAGGACUCGGACGACUCUCCAAGGGGUUUUCGCUCCUUUCCGAAGCAGUCACGCUGUCCAUUGACGCAGGUUUGCACCGUUCGUCUGAAGCAUACGACUGUUUCGACCAAAUCGAGACGGAGAUUCGUAAGAGGACGUUUUGGGCGGUGUACAUGUGGGACAAACAAGUUGGUGCCGCGUUUGGACGCCCCCCGCUCAUUCGUUUGCGCGACUGCGACGUUCCAGAGCCGACAUUGCUCGACGAUGAAAUGACAGCAAUUCAGAAUGGAUCGCCCAAGGGUGAAGUCGCACCUCGUUUAGCGGCGUUUGUCGCGGCGAUUCGGUACAUUGUCGUCCUCGAAGCCGUCCUCGACGGUCCGCCUCCACUCAACCCCGUGUCGGCGUCGUCGUUUUUGACCAUGGCUUCGACGACGUUGGUUGGGUUUAGGAGGAAUCAACUUAUGCAAGAGGAAGAGGCGCUAUUAGAUGAAGCGAUGAGCAUGGUGCCUUCGCCGUGGUUGUAUACGGCAGAUGGGACGCAGAAUCCCAUUGAUGACGAUGUGAUUCAGACAACGCAAAAGCACCGGUUGCAUUGUCUGGAGCAGUGGGUGAGGAUGCUCAUUCAUCGUCAACGACUUACCGUGGCCCUGUUCAAUGGUGCAGACGAAGAGGCAGGUCUUACCGAGGUACACGAGAUGAUUGCGUGUUACCAGUCGGCGGUCAAUUUGAUUCAUUCGCAACUCCAGAUGGCGACGCACGCGCUCAUGGGCUUUUUUGGUGUUGGCGCCAUUCAUCAGCUCAAUCAAGCUGGACGCACGCUCGUGGCUGUCCUCUUGAAUUGCAGGACGUCCUCUCCGUUCAUCCAGCAACAGCUUGUUGAGCCUGGUCUCGAGGCUUUGAGGAGUUGCGUCGUGCUGCUCAGGAGGUUUAGCGUGCGAUAUCUAUGCGGACUCCGCAGUGCUGAUCUGAUCGAAGAGUUUUGUCGGAUUUCCAAUGUUCCGUUGAACGCUCCGCCGUUUAUCGCCAAUACACAGAACCCUGCUGCGAGACGGGCAUGGUUGAGGCCUAUUCGGAAGAAGACGACGUCUGUCGCUGGAUCGGGAACGUCGCCCUCGGACUCUGGCUCGCCGUCGACCUUUGGGAACCAUCAUGAGGGAGGUGUACAUGGGAACGAAGUCGUACAACCUUCAAACGGGGUAGCUCCCAGUGCGCUUUCAACAAGCACGAGCUCUCCACAGUUGCAACCAGGCUAUUUGAACCCUGCGGCUGCCUUUGACGCGUACGAGGCGUUGAUCAACCCACCGCCGCCGCCUUCUACGAUUGGAAUGACGCCGUCCGUGUCGUCUGUGAAUGGCUUGGGCGAGACCCCAACGAGUACGUAUGCAUCGAUGAAUGGGACGGACCUAAUGGGGGAAACCUCGCCAGACGAUAUUCUUGCUCUGCUCAGUAAUACCAACUAUGAGGCGCCAUUCGACUUUGGGAUGCUGUAUUCGGCGGAUGGCAACUCGCAAAACCCGGCUACUUCCAACCCGUCGGUCUACUCGCCCAUGGGCUUUUCGUCUCUGAAUGCGUCGUCGUCGUCGUAA
Messenger RNA from Serendipita indica DSM 11827, 2490 nucleotides. Lineage: Eukaryota; Fungi; Basidiomycota; Agaricomycetes; Sebacinales; Serendipitaceae. The record is from the annotation of a GenBank genome assembly.